Messenger RNA from Coregonus sp. 'balchen', 14103 nucleotides. The record is from the annotation of a GenBank genome assembly. Lineage: Eukaryota; Metazoa; Chordata; Actinopteri; Salmoniformes; Salmonidae.
AUGUCAUUGGCAGACGAUGUCGGGUGGUCAUGGUCCCCCGAAGAGACAAAGGCGCUGAUCUCGGUAUGGUCAGACAAACAGAUUCUUCUGAAGAUGGAGCAAACGUACAGAAACAAACAUGUUUACAGCGAAAUUUCGGAGCGGCUAAAAGACCUUGGUGUCAAACGGACGUGGAAGCAGUGCCAAAACAAGAUUAAGGCAUUGAAGUGGAGAUACAGAGAAACACUGAGGAACCCAAGCAGUAGCCGACCGUGUCCAUUCUUUAAUGAACUGCACGAUUUUCUCGCCGCCAUGCCUGACAUGCCUGAGUCCAAAGAAACUGACGACGAGGAAGAUAAUGGUAAGCAAAUCAGGUUAAAUGAAUAGUUUUCAGUGUCAAACCAUCAUAAUUGUUUUCUUAACUAAAGAGGAGUUGGACUAUGGUUAGCCAUCUAUAAAAAAAAAAAUGUGGAGCGAUAUUAUUUUCUAGAAUUCGCAACUCAAUUCUGAUAUUUUUUCACCGUACAAAUCAUCAAGCUCUAAAAAAUAUAUUGAUGUGAAAAGAUCUGAUGUGAUUGGUCGAAAGACCAAUUAAUGGAACAAAAUAUAAAAAUUGGGCUGCCUGUGUAAACCCAGUCACACAUAUCAACAUCAUCAUCUUCAAGGGUUUAAGGCUGCGUUUAGACAGGUAGCCCAAUUGUAUUUUAUCCACUAAUUGGUGUUUUGACCAAUCACUUGAGAUCUUUUUACAUUUGAUAUUUUUAAGAGCUGAUGUGAUUUGGCUAAAAUACCAAUUAGUGGGAAAAAACAUCCGUAUUGGGCUGUCUGUAAAGAAUGUAACCUGUCCCCAGGCUUAAUUGCUACCACAUAUAGGUUCGAAAGAGCAGCUGGUGAACAAGAUUAGUUAGAAUGGAAAUUCGUCCUCUGCCUUUCCCAAAACCCCAGACACACACACGUUGAGGCACACCGCACCCCUGGAUGGAUUAAGUGCCUUGCUCAAGAACACAACAGCAGGGCCCAGUAAAAAAAGUAAUAAAAUCUGAUUGGAUUUAGAGCUGGCACAAUUACUGUAUAACCAUAUAACCGAUGGUUAUGGAUGAAGACUGUCAUGAAAAUAAAAUAACUGUCAUUUUUUUCAAACAGCUAGCCAGCAGAUUCCGAGCCUACCGUUGCGCUUGUUUACACUGAGCUGCACUGGAACGCAAUCAUGGUUAGAUUAAGACACCGUGGAGCCGGCUCGAGAUAUGGGUUGGAAAACGUACCUCAAUGCAGGGAUGAGAUGUGCCACUGUACUCCAAAUUUUACCUAUAUCCAAACGGAUAUAUCGAAGGUUUGAAUACUGCUUGUUUUUACGGAAAAAUGCCCUUUUCGUCCUCAUGCUAGCUAGCAGGAGCCACUGCAGCCAUUUUGGAAUGGCAGUGUCAGCCAAUCAGCUCCUUUGUCGAUCAACAUGACGUGCCAUUCCAUAAUGGCUGCUGUGGCUACUGCUAGCUAGCAUUAAGAGGAAAAGGUAUGUUUUCCUGAAAAACUAGCAGUAUUUCAAUCCUCUCAAUGUAUCAGUUUGGAUAUAGGUAAAAUUGUAAGUACAGUGGCACAUCCCAUCCCUGCAUUGAGGUACAUUUUCCAACCCAUAUCUCGCGCCGGCUCCGCAAUGCCUUAAUCUAACCAUGAUUGCGUUCGGAACCCAGUGCAGCAGUGUAAACAAGCGUAACGGUAGGGUCAGAAUUUGCUGGCUAACAAACAGCUGACUGAAUGACCACAAUGCAGCAGCAGCACACAGGAAUAUAAUAAAUAGAACCUCUAACCCUGGCAAUUUGACUUGUAAACUCAUGGGUACACUCGCAAUGGCUGCCUGGUAUUGUGAUGCAGUAAUUUCAAGUUUUAGGGUGUGUUCAUAACUGUAUUCUGGAGUGCCAGAGUGCGCUCUGGGCAUUCGUAAAUGGUCCCGUGUGGCUCAGUUGGUAGAGCAUGGCACUUGCAACGCCAGGGUUGUGGGUUCGAUUCCCAAGGGGGACCAGUACGAACAAAUAUGAAAAUGAAUGCACUCACUACUGUAAGUCGCUCUGGAUAAGAGCGUCUGCUAAAUGACGUAAAUGUAAAUUCAGAGCGUUUCGCUGAAGCACCCAAGCUACCUGGCUAAAGUUGGCUAGCUUGCUAGCUACAUCCAGACAUAAGAGAGAACACCUCACUCUGACCAUUUUACUCGCCCUAGCAGAGCUCGGUAGGCUGUUUUCAUGGUAUCUAGAGAAUUGGUGACUGUAACUGUGCUGCUGGCAACAAUUUAAUUGUUUUUUUUUGCUGAAGUUUACUGACACCGGUCAUAUUUAACGGUUGUUGCACGUAUGUAAAUUCAUCAGUUAUUCUGCACUCUGGCACACUGAAAUCGGAGUAGAUGGCCAGAGUGAAUUUACGAACACACCCUUAAUAUCACAUGCACGAGUACAGUGAAAAAUGCCUAUACUUACCUCAACAAUGCAGUAAUCAUAACAAUGUACUACUAAAAAGAACAAGCUAGAACAAAAACACGAUAAAGUAAGCAUACAAGAUACAGGGUCAGUUCCAGUACCAUAUUUACAAUGUGAAGGGAUACUGGAUUGAUAAAGGUAGAUAGAGGGGUAAGGUGACUAGGCUAGGCAUCAGGAUAUAUGAUAAACAGAGUAGCAGCAGUGUAUAUGAUGAGAGUCAGUAUAAAUGUAUGUGCAUAUUAUGUGUGUGUGAGCAAACGAUGGAGUAAGUGUUUGUAUGUAGAAUGUUAAUUCAAAUUAUGUUAACUAAUGUGGCUCAUGCAAUGGAAUCUAUUAAAUUUUUUGUAAUGUCAGUUGAGUUGAAUCAACAAACCACAGGACAUAUUUUAGCACAUAUUUUACUUCCUGCUUUGCUCCUAUGGGUACACUUGUAAUGGCCGCCAGUUCACCCAUUAUGCCAACAUUUAAUUGAAUGGGGACGUCGAUUCUAUUAAUUAUAUUUAUAUGGCAGCACAUGCAGUCAGAGCCAAGGAGAGGAGGAAAUAUGGGUUUAAAAAAAAUCUAGCGGUCAUUUGGCUGUCCAAUUACCGUCAUCCAAAAUUCCAUGACAGUCACAGCCCUAAUUGGAUUAAAUGUUAGAAUUGGGUAUUUCAAAACUGAAAAAUAAGAUUCUGAUCCUCCGAAUAGGGAUUUGGUAAUCCAGGCUGACCUUUAAUCAUGAUUAAAUGUUGUUUUUGUGUUUAUUCAAAACUCAAAAGUAGUGAUUAGGAUUGUUUUGAUGCAGAACAUUUUGAUAAUCUUGAUCCCACUGGAAGGGUGGAUUCAGGAUGGAUUUAGAAAGUUGAAAGGCACUACAACUGUGAUAUUUCAAUGUAACUAAGGUGGGGAGGUUUAAACUGUCUUACAUCUGAAAACCAAAGCUUCAUUAUGUUAAAUUGAUUGCAGUAUAGGUCAGUUGUUAUAUUGAGAAGUAUCAAAUAAAUGCAUGUAGGCUACUUACUUAUAAGUGAAAUGCAGGCUCUAUUAUUUGUAUUCUUAGUUACCUUCAUUCAUGUAGUUUACUCAUUUCUGUUUCAUUAUGACAGAAGUAGGAACAUAACCUGUCCAGUAGAUGACAAGCAUUUAGGCUGCUGCCACCCACAUUUAGCUACGCAGCAACAAAACCACUCCAUGACGUGUAAAAUCUGAUCAUCUGUACGCUGCAAUCGCAAUAAAGCUGGCCUGGAACGUCACCAAAUGUUUUCUUUCCUACCAGGUCUUCCUCUUCCUCUGUCGUCUCUGCGUCUUUUGGUUCCUCCACUGCGGCUGGUGUCUGCAGCUCUGUGGCAAGUUGUUCAGCGGAGAGACAUAAUGGACUACGGGUUGGUGGAGGAGUUUGUCACCACUGUGUUGGAGAUAAUCCCUGAUCUGAUGAGUUACAGAGAGAAAGUACAACUCAUCAUGGGGCUGCGAGCACAGGUGAGAGCUAGAGGGGUAUGACUGAAGUACAAUGUUGGGUGACAUUUGUGUGCAUGCAGUGCUCCCUUGAGAAAGAGACCUUGGUCUCAAUGGGACUCCUGGUUAAAAAUACAAAAAAUCUGGUAACACUUAACUAUAAGGUUCCACUUGUAAAGGGGUUAUAAUUACAUUAUUAACAUUUAAUGAUUUGUAAAUGCAUUAUAAAUCAUGAAUAAAUGGUUAUAUCGCAUUGGUCAAAAUAGUGCAAUAACUGGUCAGUGUUUGCCAAAUAGUGAGCCAAUAUUUACAUUCAGUUUUUAACCAUUUAUAAAUGCACUUAAUUUUUUAAAACAUUAUUAGUCAUUUAGCAGACGCUCUUAUCCAGAGCGAUUUACAGUUAAGUGACUGCAUACAUUUUCAUACUGGCCCCCCGUGGGAAUCGAACCCACAACCCUGGCGUUGCAAACGCCAUGCUCUACCAACUGAGCUACAUCCCUGCCGGCCAUUCCCUCCCCUACCCUGGACGACGCUGGCUAAUUGUGCGCCGCCCCAUGGGUCUCCCGGUCGCGGCCGGCUACGACAGAGUCUGGAUUCGAACCAGGAUCUCUAGUGGCACAGCUAGCACUGCGAUGCAGUGCCUUACACCACCGCGCCACUCGGGAGAGACUUAACAAAUGCGCAUAAGAUUAACCCUCAUGUACCAUCAUGCAACCUUCUAUUCAAUAGUUGCACAGUAGAACAAUUAGUUAUUUGCGUUGGUGCUCUGUCCCACGAACAGAAGAGGUUGAUUUUCAUGUCUUGACCCACAUUUGAAACCCUGGCCAAAUUUACAUCCAGGACAUUAUUCAAUCAUCGUUCCCAACAUAUUACCUCUUACCAGAUGAUAUCAACACACUUACCACUUCUCUGUGAUAGUCCAAUUAUGGUGAAUGCUCUGGUGUGAAAUGGGAACCGUAAUACUUUUGUUUGGUGAAACAGUGGAGGUAUCUUCUCAGAAUGUUGAAUGUUUUGAUAUUCAUACCCACCAUUAAUUGACUGAACAUGUUUAACAAUACUGCCUAUACAGUGAGGGAAAACAUUAUUUGAUCCCCUGCUGAUUUUGUACGUUUGCCCACUGACAAAGAAAUGAUCAGUCUAUAAUUUUAAUGGUAGGUUUACAGUGAGGGAAAAAAUUAUUUGAUCCCCUGCUAAUUUUGUACAUUUGCCCAAUGACAAAGACAUGAUCAGUCUAUAAUUUUAAUGGUAGGUUUAUUUGAACAGUGAGAGACAGAAUAACAACAACAAAAUCCAGAAAAACGCAUGUCAAAAAUGUUAUAAAUUGAUUUGCAUUUUAAUGAGGGAAAUAAGUAUUUGACCCCAAUAUACACUGCUCAAAAAAAUAAAGGGAACACUUAAACAACACAAUGUAACUCCAAGUCAAUCUCACUUCUGUGAAAUCAAACUGUCCACUUAGGAAGCAACAAUGAUUGACAAUAAAUGUCACAUGCUGUUGUGCAAAUGGAAUAGACAACAGGUGGAAAUUAUAGGCAAUUAGCAAGACACCCCCAAUAAAGAAGUGGUUCUGCAGGUGGUGACCACAGACCACUUCUCAGUUCCUAUGCUUCCUGGCUGAUGUUUUGGUCACUUUUGAAUGCUGGCGGUGCUUUCACUCUAGUGGUAGCAUGAGACGGAGUCUACAACCCACACAAGUGGCUCAGGUAGUGCAGCUCAUCCAGGAUGGCACAUCAAUGCGAGCUGUGGCAAGAAGGUUUGCUGUGUCUGUCAGCGUAGUGUCCAGAGCAUGGAGGCGCUACCAGGAGACAGGCCAGUACAUCAGGAGACGUGGAGGAGGCCGUAGGAGGGCAACAACCCAGCAGCAGGACCGCUACCUCCUACUUUGUGCAAGGAGGAGCAGGAGGAGCACUGCCAGAGCCCUGCAAAAUGACCUCCAGCAGGCCAUAAAUGUGCAUGUGUCUGCUCAAACGGUCAGAAACAGACUCCAUGAGGGUGGUAUGAGGGCCCGACGUCUACAGGUGGGGGUUGUGCUUACAGCCCAACACCGUGCAGGACGUUUGGCAUUUGCCAGAGAACACCAAGAUUGGCAAAUUCGCCACUGGCGCCCUGUGCUCUUCACAGAUGAAAGCAGGUUCACACUGAGAACAUGUGACAGAGGUGACAGAGUCUGGAGACGCCGUGGAGAACGUUCUGCUGCCUGCAACAUCCUCCAGCAUGACCGGUUUGGCGGUGGGUCAGUCAUGGUGUGGGGUUGGCAUUUCUUUGGGGGGGCCGCACAGCCCUCCAUGUGCUCGCCAGAGGUAGCCUGACUGCCAUUAGGUACCGAGAUGAGAUCCUCAGACCCCUUGUGAGACCAUAUGCUGGUGCGGUUGGCCCUGGGUUUCCUCCUAAUGCAAGACAAUGCUAGACCUCAUGUGGCUGGAGUGUGUCAGCAGUUCCUGCAAGAGGAAGGCAUUGAUGCUAUGGACUGGCCCGCCCGUUCCCCAGACCUGAAUCCAAUUGAGCACAUCUGGGACAUCAUGUCUCGCUCCAUCCACCAACGCCACGUUGCACCACAGACUGUCCAGGAGUUGGCGGAUGCUUUAGUCCAGGUCUGGGAGGAGAUCCCUCAGGAGACCAUCCGCCACCUCAUCAGGAGCAUGCCCAGGCGUUGUAGGGAGGUCAUACAGGCACGUGGAGGCCACACACACUACUGAGCCUCAUUUUGACUUGUUUUAAGGACAUUACAUCAAAGUUGGAUCAGCCUGUAGUGUGGUUUUCCACUUUAAUUUUGAGGGUGACUCCAAAUCCAGACCUCCAUGGGUUGAUACAUUUGAUUUCCAUUGAUAAUUUUUAUGUGAUUUUGUUGUCAGCACAUUCAACUAUGUAAAGAAAAAAGUAUUUAAUAAGAUUAUUUCAUUCAUUCAGAUCUAGGAUGUGUUAUUUUAGUGUUCCCUUUAUUUUUUUGAGCAGUGUGUAUAUAUAUCUAUCAGUUGAAGCCGGAAGUUUACAUACACUUAGGUUGGAGUCAUUAAAACUAGUUUUUCAACCACUCCACAAAUUUCUUGUUAACAAACUAUAGUUUUGGCAAGUCGGUUAGGACAUCUACUUUGUGCAUGACAAGUAAUUUUUCCAACAAUUGUUUACUGACAGAUUAUUUCACUUAUAAUUCACUGUAUCACAAUUCCAGUGGGUCAGAAGUUUACAUACACUAAGUUGACUGUGCCUUUUAAGCAGCUUGGAAAAUUCCAGAAAAUGAUGUCAUGGCUUUAGAAGCUUCUGAUAGGCUAAUUGACAUCAUUUGAGUCAAUUGGAGGUGUACCUGUGGAUGUAUUUCAAACUCAGUGUGUCUUUGCUUGACAUCAUGGGAAAAUCAAAAGAAAUCAGUCAAGACCUCAAAAAAUAUUGUAGACCUCCACAAGUCUGGUUCAUCCUCGGGAGCAAUUGCCAAACGCCUGAAGGUACCACGUUCGCCUGUACAAACAAUAGUACGCAAGUAUGAACACCAUGGGACCACGCAGCCGUCAUACCGCUCAGGAAGGAGACGCAUUCUGUCUCCUAGAGAUGAACGUACUUUGGUGUGAGAAGUGCAAAUCAAUUCCAGAACAACAGCAAAGGACCUUGUGAAGAUGCUGGAGAAAACAGGUACAAAAUUAUCUAUAUCCACAGUAAAACAAGUCUUAUAUCUACAUAACCUGAAAGGCCGCUCAGCAAGGAAGAAGCCACUGCUCCAAAACUGCCAUAAAAAAGCCCAACUACGGUUUGCAACUGCACAUGGGGACAAAGAUAAGUACUUUUUGGAGAAAUGUCCUCUGGUCUGAUGGAAACAAAAAUAGAACUGUUUGGCCAUAAUGACCAUCGUUAUGUUUGGAGGAAAAAGGGGGUUACUUGCAAGCCGAAGAACACCAUCCCAUCCGUGAAGCACGGGCGUGGCAGCAUCAUGCUGUGGGGGUGCUUUGCUGCAGGAGGGGACUGGUGCACUUCACAAAAUAGAUGGCAUCAUGAGGAAGGAAAAUUAUGUGGAUAUAUUGAAGCAAUAUCUCAAGACAUCAGUCCAGAAAGUUAAAGCUUGGUCACAAAUGGACAAUGACCUCAAGCAUACUUCCAAAGUUGUGGCAAAAUGGCUUAAGGACAACAAAGUCAAGGUAUUGGAGUGGCCAUCACAAAGCCCUGACCUCAAUCCUAUAGAACAUUUGUGGGCAGAACUGAAAAAGCGUGUGCGAGCAAGGAGGCUUAUGAACCUGACUCAGUUACACCAGUUCGGUCAGGAGGAAUGGGCCAAAAUUCACCCAACUUAUUGUAGGAAGCUUGUGGAAGGCUACUUGAAACGUUUGACCCAAGUUAAACAAUUUAAAGGCAAUGCUACCAAAUACUAAUUGAGUGUAUGUAAACUUCUGACCCACUGGGAAUGUGAUGAAAGAAAUAAAAGCUGAAAUAAAUAAUUCUCUCUACUAUUAUUCUGACAUUUCACAUUCUUAAAAUAAAGUGGUGAUCCUAACUGACCUAAGACAGGGAAUAUUGACUAGGAUUAAGUGUCAGGAAUUGUGAAAAACAGAGUUUAAAUGUAUUUGGCUAAGGUGUAUGUAAACUUCCGACUUCAACUGUGUGUGUGUGUGGGUGGUGUGGUAUGAUAAUACUUGAUAUUUGAUAAGAAUGAGAUAAUAUAGUACAGUGAGUAGAUAUAGCACGAAGUAUAGUAAUAUAUUACCAAAGAGUAUAUAUAAAGCCAUAUAAGAGAUAUAGAUAUAUGAUUUAUAUACAAACACACACACACCACACACACACCACACACCACACACCACCACACACACACACACACACACAGUGGGGAAAAAAAGUAUUUAGUCAGCCACCAAUUGUGCAAGUUCUUCCACUUAAAAGAUGAGAGGCCUGUAAUUUUCAUCAUAGGUACACGUCAACUAUGACAGACAAAUUUGAGGGAAAAAAAUCCAGAAAAUCACAUUGUAGGAUUUUUUAUGAAUUUAUUUGCUAAUUAUGGUGGAAAAUAAGUAUUUGGUCACCUACAAACAAGCAAGAUUUCUGGCUCUCACAGACCUGUAACUUCUUCUUUAAGAGGCUCCUCUGUCCUCCACUCGUUACCUGUAUUAAUGGCACCUGUUUGAACUUGUUAUCAGUAUAAAAGACACCUGUCCACAACCUCAAACAGUCACACUCCAAACUCCACUAUGGCCAAGACCAAAGAGCUGUCAAAGGACACCAGAAACAAAAUUGUAGACCUGCACCAGGCUGGGAAGACUGAAUCUGCAAUAGGUAAGCAGCUUGGUUUUGAAGAAAUCAACUGUGGGAGCAAUUAUUAGGAAAUAGAAGACAUACAAGACCACUGAUAAUCUCCCUCGAUAUGGGGCUCCACGCAAGAUCUCACCCCGUGGGGUCAAAAUGAUCACAAGAACGGUGAGCAAAAAUCCCAGAACCACACGGGGGGACCUAGUGAAUGACCUGCAGAGAGCUGGGACCAAAGUAACAAAGCCUACCAUCAGUAACACACUACGCCGCCAGGGACUCAAAUCCUGCAGUGCCAGACGUGUCCCCCUGCUUAAGCCAGUACAUGUCCAGACCCGUCUGAAGUUUGCUAGAGUGAAGUCAGAAAACGUUUGACCUGUGUCAUUGCCAACAAAAGGUAUAUAACAAAGUAUUGAGAAACUUUUGUUAUUGACCAAAUACUUAUUUUCCACCAUAAUUUGCAAAUAAAUUCAUUUAAAAUCCUACAAUGUGAUUUUCUGGAUUUUUUUCCCUCAAUUUGUCUGUCAUAUUUGACGUGUACCUAUGAUGAAAAUAACAGGCCUCUCUCAUCUUUUUAAGUGGGAGAACUUGCACAAUUGGUGGCUGACUAAAUACUCCCCCCCCCCCCACUGUACAUACAUACAUACAUACGUACAUACAUACAGGCUUUGACUGUACUUUUAUAGUAUACUGUAUAACACCUACUGUAACAUUCAUAUACCGUACUCACUGCCAGAUUGGUUUGCGUCUAAAAUGUUCCAGUGUUACCUGUUUGUUGUUGACAGCUGGUUCUGGAGUUGUGUCGCUCUGAUUGUUCAGCCGACCCAGAGACCAUCCAGCCACACCUGAGCAGGAUGAGGACCUGCGUCAUCACUCAUAGAGAAAAGGAGGUGAGUGCCACUCAGUGACUGAUCAAGACUUGUAACUGCUGGCUAGGUUCAUUUACUAACUGUUAUGUAUACUUGCUGUAGAUAGAUACAGAGGUGGAGGCAUCAGAAUCAAACUUCUUGGAACUCAUCCAAACUAUUCUAGAUGACCCAAUUGAGAGGGAACACUUCUUCCAGGUUGGUGUGAGAACAAUAAAUAAAUAAAACAAUUUAAAGUCAGAGGAAAACUGAACAGCAGUGUGUGCGCAAUCUGUUCCACAUCUUAUUCCAUUGAAAUCCUCGUUACUGGCUUACUCUACUGCUAAACCUCAACUUGCAUUAGCUAAUAUUGAGUUGACUUGUAUAACUACUAAUGAUGUCAAUAGGAUGCCUCACACUCAAUUAAGAAUGCAUUCAUUUAAUCUGUUAUACACCGCUCAGAUGCACUUGAAUGUGUCUUCUAGGACAUUUUUCCAGAAGAAUUUGGACCCAUGUAUGACACAGCACUGCAGACUCUGAUGUGGGAGUUCCUCUUCAGGCUGGAGAAGAUCCUUCCAACACCAACAUUUCAACAGGUAGGUGCAAUUUGGGAAGAGCCAAUAGUGGCAGCCUUGGCCGAUUUCAGUUGAUGUUGUUAUAUUGCUGAGUCUACCAUACCUUACUGUUGUCAUUUGGUCAAUUUAAUUUGUUGCACAUUUUAAACCACCUCCCCUUCACAGACUGCAUCAUGGCUCAGACCUGCCCCCUCUGUGCUGAAGGAGUGUGCACAGUCUGUGACUCAACCUCAGCCUUUGAAGACUCUUCUCCAGCACAACAGAUGCCAUGACCAUUCGUUCACUAAUGGUAGGCUUUUUGUUGAAAAUUUUCCAGCUCUGUUUUCAUACAGUGGCAAAUAUAAGUUUUAUUACAUUUUAAAUCAACUACCUGCAAGAGACUGAGGCCUGCUACACUGGGUGUGACAUUUUGCAGAGACGCUCCCAUUGUUUGAAAGGAAACUUGGGUGUAAGCAGCAAGGGCUCUGGGUGAAUUUAUGGUUUGUUUCUAUUUUCAAGAUAUCGAUUUGGUAAACAUCUGAGGGAUGGGGUUGGAAAAAUGUAACCACUCUCAUAUUCAUAGACGAAGCUAUGGAUACAAGGACUGACCAUCCAUACCAAAAUUAUAGUUUUAACCAUGUUUUGAGGCUAUAAAAUGUUUGUUUGCAAGUAUGUUUACAAAAGAUGGAGUUAAACUUAUAUUUUCAUUUUUGAUUGGGUACGACAGUUGAACUCAGAUCAUGAGGCAUUUAUAAGUUAUAUUCUUCAAGAAUCAAUGAGUGUAUAUAUAAUUCAAAUCCAAAAAUGUAUGUGGCAAUCACAGGCAGACUAAAUAUUUGAUUAUUCUCUUUUUUUUUAUUUUUAUGUCUCAGCUCAUUCAUCUUGUGCCGAUGAUCGCAUCCUCUCUUCACUGUCUCACACGCUCUCAGAGAGGAUAGACAUGGACAUUGAUGAAGCACACUCACAUAGCCGGUCUUUAUCCACAUGUGCAUCCAGAAAUGAAAGGGACAAUUUGAUAGAGCAAGAUAAUGUAGAGAAGGAGCGGGGGAUGAGUUUGGACACGGUUAGGAAGGCAGUGGAAAUGAAGGAUGGAAGGACAGAGGAAUGGGGAGAGAACAACUAUGAGGAGAGACUGCAACAUGAGUUGGCUUAUGAUGUUUUAAAGGUAGAGAUUGUAGAUGGAGAAGACAUGUCCUCAACAUCAUCGAUGACAGCAGACGACGUCGGAUGGACCUGCUGGACACCCGAGGAGACAAAGGCACUGAUCUCUGUAUGGUCAGAUGAACAGAUUCUUCAGAAGAUGGAGCAAAGCUAUAGAAAAAAACAUGUCUACAGUGAAAUUUCCGAGUGUUUAAAGGAGCUUGGUGUCAAAAAGACGACCAAGCAGUGCCACAACAAGAUAAAGGCAUUAAAGUGGCGAUACAGAGAAACACUGAGGAACCCAAGUAGCCGACCGUGCCCGUUCUUUUCUAAACUGCACAAAUUUCUUGCCGCGGUGCCUGAUAUGCCUGGGUCCAAGGAAACUGGCAAGGUUUCAGAUGGAGAAAUCAUGUCUUUGGAUCAGGAGAAAGGGUCUUCUGUGGAUGUCGAGUUGGAGCCACAACAUGAGAAAAUGGUUUCCAGAAAAGUGAAAGACAAGACAAUCCCCAGAGAGCAAACAAAAGAGAGAAAGGAAGAUGAAGCAUUUUGCAGCCCUCAAAGUGACAGCAAGAUGAAAAUUCCCCCCAAAAAACAUUGUCGCAAACAGAUGGUUGAAGACAUGUCCUCAACAACAUCGGCAGACAAUGACACACGGACCUGGACCCUGGAGGGGACGAAAGCACUGAUCUCUGUAUGGUCAAACAAACAGGUUCUUCAGAUGAUGGAGCAAAGUUACAGAAAAAAACAUGCAUACAGUGAAGUUUCAGAGCGGCUAAAGAACCUUGGUAUCAAAAAGACGUGGAAGCAGUGCCAAUCAAAGAUUAAGCACAUGAAGCACAGCUACAGACAAGCACUGAGGAACCCAAGCAGUAGUGGCCGAGCAACCUGUCCAUUAUUUUCUGAACUGCACAAAUUUCUUGCCAACAUGCCUGAUAUGCCUGAUUCCAAGGAAACUGGCAAGGUUUCAGAUGGAGAAGUAAUGUCUUCGGAUCAGGAUGAAGGGCCUUCUGUGGAUGUCAAGUUGGAGCAUCUACAUGAGAAAAUGGAUUCUAGAAAAGUGAAACUCAAGACACUCCCCGGAGAGCAAACCGAAGAGAGAAAGGAGGAUGAAAGUGACAGCAGAAUGAAUAUCGGAAGAAAACAACAGGUGGUUGAAGAUGUGUCUGAUUUAGAACUUCAGCCUGUAGUGCUGCUGACCCAACUUGAUGACAACGGUCUUAUGACAGGUGGGUAAAACAUUUUUUUUUAAACAAUUUAGUUUUGACAUGGAAUAAUUCAUUCCAAGGUUUAGGUUAGUGGUGUGUGUAGAAAAUGUAUUCCAUGGCUCAAGUUAGGGGUGAGAGUGACAUCUGUAUUAUCUGUAUCCUUUAACAAUGGUACUUCUCUCUUUCAACACCAGAUGGUGCUCCUCGUCUCGUUUCCCAUACCACAGAGCAGUCUCUUAAACGAAGCAAACGUGCCAAAAUAUGCUCCUUAUGUGGGAAGAUUUUUGUUGAAGCAAAGGAUUUGACAACACACAUGAGAACUCACACUGAGCACAGCCCUCACCAGUGCACCAAGUGUGGGGAAGGCUUUGACCAUCAGGACGACUUACAAAAACAUCAGCAGAAUGAGUGUGAGGAGAUGAUGAGCCAACAGGAGGUCAAUGAACACCAGCAUGGAAAGAAGGACAGGAUCUCAGGACAGUCCAGUAAUGCAAGUAGUGAUCCCAAAACAUGCCAUCUAUGCCAUAAGACUUUUGAAUUUCAAUAUAUGUUGAGAAGGCAUCUUAUUAUAUUUCACAAAGGCAAAAUACCUUUUAAGUGUCCUCUUUGUCUGAAGGGUUUUGCCUUCCUCUGUGAUUUGAAGAAACACCGGAGUAACAAAAGAGGUUGUCCUACAAGUGAAGCCUUCAAAAAAAGGAGGGAGUUAAGGUCAAAAAACCCUUCUGCUCGCAUCAUUCCAGGACUUUCCUUAAAUACAAAUAAUUCCAAAACAUGCCCUGUAUGCCAUGCAACUUUUUCACAAACGUCUAGUUUGAAAAGCCACUAUCUUCACCAUCACGCCCCAAAAAAAAGCCGCUUUAAUUGUCCUAGUUGUUUGAAGGCUUUUGUAUCCCACAGUCAAAUGAAGAGACACCAGCAGAACAAAAGAGGUUGUCGGUUAGAGAGAGAUUACAAAAAUGGGAGUAAGCCAGCAUGGUCACUGGCUCCAAGGGAAAAUAUAAAUGAGAUUCCUCAGCCUUCCAGUACAGCAACCCAGGAACCACCAACCUCUCAAGCUCCCACCACUACAGCACAGUCCUCUAAUAAAAAGACUAUUCCCAAAGCAUGUCCACUAUGCCAUAAGUCUUUUAAAUUUGAAGCUACAAUGGUAAGGCACAUUGCAUCUCACCAAAAGGAAAGUCUCAACAAGUGCCCUGACAUAUUGAAGUGCACCUUUUGUGAAGAGAUCUUUUCUCAGGGCAUGGACCUGAAGAGCCACUACAGU